Messenger RNA from Polypterus senegalus (gray bichir), 1646 nucleotides. It is a transcript of the gene fev, whose product is annotated as FEV transcription factor, ETS family member. Bases 153 to 623 code for a protein of 156 amino acids. The transcript has 3 exons. Gene Ontology annotation, cellular component: nucleus. The record is from RefSeq and is a predicted model, not a curated record. Gene Ontology annotation, biological process: cell differentiation; regulation of transcription by RNA polymerase II. Gene Ontology annotation, molecular function: DNA-binding transcription factor activity, RNA polymerase II-specific; sequence-specific DNA binding. Lineage: Eukaryota; Metazoa; Chordata; Cladistia; Polypteriformes; Polypteridae.
CGAAUUCGUGUGUGAUUGAUCCGGGACAAGAAAAUUUAAUAAAAGAAGGAAAAUCUUCAUCCUGGAGUUCCAUUAACCCCGGAGUUCAGAAGGGAAGUGGACAAAUUCAGCUUUGGCAAUUUUUGCUGGAGCUUUUAUCAGACAGCGCCAAUAUGAACUGCAUUGCUUGGGAAGGGACCAACGGGGAGUUCAAACUUAUUGACCCAGAUGAAGUGGCCAGACGAUGGGGAGAAAGGAAAAGCAAACCCAACAUGAAUUACGACAAGCUGAGUCGAGCACUUCGGUAUUACUACGACAAAAACAUUAUGACAAAAGUGCACGGAAAACGCUAUGCCUAUAAAUUUGAUUUUCAUGGGCUAGCACAGGUUUGUCAGCCCACCUCUACUGAGCAUGCUUUGUACAAAUUUCAGAGUAAUUUUACACCUCUUCCAUUUUCUGGGAUUUCUAAACUUAACCUUGUCACGCCAAGCGUCUCUGCCUCUGGGUUUUCAUACUGGACCGGCUCGACGUCAGCCCUGUAUCCGAGUCACAGCCUCCAGCCUCCUGGGCCAUUCACUCCAGUCUCUGCAUCUCAUAUCAGCAGUAUUAAUAAUAUUAACAACAUUAAUAACCACUACCACUGAAUCAAUGCACUGUUCGGUAAGUGGCAUCAUGGCAGAGCCACUCAUGUUUUUCUGACCUUUUUUGUUUGCAGGAUAUCUGAGAGGUAUAAAAUUAUUUCCAGCGUCCUUUUUAUAUUUUAAGGUAAUGCUGAAAUGCAAAUGUUUCGCACAGCUCUUGCUAGUGAGAUUUAGUUGUACAAAGCAAUUGCUUGAAUAUGCAAAUAUUCUAAAAAUUGGCUUUUUCAUAUAUUACGAGUAUAUAAUCAGUGCUAAUAUUUUCUAAAAUAUUAUGUUUAUAUGUUUGCACAUAACACAGUAUUGUAAACUUUUUAUUGAACGUCCAAGUUGGGAACACGGAUUUGCUUUAUUCUGUGCCAAUUCAUAUUGUUCAUGAUUUUGCACUGGAGCAUAAUGGAUAUUUUUUAAUGCAGGGAGUAAUUAUAAUAAUAAAAACAAAACACAUAUUAGUGACGGGGAUGGCAUUAGGAUUUAGUUAAAAGGGUUAUUUAUGUGCUUUUUAAGUUUUGCAUUUUACGCUUGUGUGAGCUGUAGGUGCUUUAAAUGAGUCCGUUAAUUUUACUCUAAUUUGCAGCUCUGAACUGUUCCAAGUUUGUCCGGACAGCCCAGCCACACAGCUCGGUAGGCGCAGGUGUUUGUUCCAAGCAAUUCUUGACGUGAACGGGACAUUUAUCUCAAUUAAACAUGCCAUUAUUUGCUAUUUUAAUCCAGGGUUCAUUUUCUUUGUGAAGGAAUUUAGCAAGUAUGACUAAGCUAUGUAAUGAUUUCAUUGUUUAAGAUAUGUCUAUUUCAUUUCUUUUUAAAAGUCUUCAUUUUUUAAUGAGUUGGAACUUUAGUAAAAUUUAGAUGAGAACAAACCAAUAAAGCGUGCCAACCCUAUCCACUUAAUUCCUCCACAAUAACAUCAAAAAACAUUAGUUCAUAAUCAAAGAAGCAGAAACGAAAAUGAAGUUGCUGCUCCUUCUAUUUACACCCAUGUCGGCUCUUUCUUAACUGACACAUUUCUGAAAAAACAAAAAACAAAAA